AUGGGCUCCCCAACAACAACACCUAUAUUUGGUUUCUGUUCUUCGAAAACCAUCCGCAGAAUCUUACCGACAUGCUUGAUACUACUGUUGUUGACGUUAUGUCUAUCUUCUGCUGGCUCGUUCGGCGACUUCAGUGCUGAAGUGUCAUACCACGCAACUUUGGGGACCGGGAGAUUUCCGCAAAAGAUAUGGCAGACUUGGAAGGUCGAUCCACUGGGCUUCGAGGAAAGAGACUUGACAGUGGCACGUACUUGGACGCUGAAGAAUCCAAACCACCGAUAUGAAGUGUUGACCGACCAAAAUGAUCUGUAUUAUGUGGAAACGCAUUACGGCCCUGGGGGGUUGAACCGUCUCGAUAUUGUUCACACGUACAGGUCGCUUACUGCCAAGAUCGUCAAGGCCGAUCUCUUGCGAUACCUGGUGAUGUAUGCUGAAGGGGGCGUAUACACAGAUAUCGACGUCGAAGCCCUGAAGCCCAUUGAUCGGUUCAUUCCAGUGCGAUACAACGAAAAGGACAUCGACAUGGUUAUUGGCAUCGAGGUUGACCAGCCAGAGUUCAAGAACCACAGCAUAUUGGGAGGAAAAUGUGAGUCCUUUUGUCAGUGGACGUUUAUGUGCAAACCCAGACUUCCCGUCAUGAUGAAGCUCAUUGACCACAUCUUGAACUGGCUCAACGAAGUCGCCGCGAAACAAGGCGUACCGAUGUCUGAGAUUCAGCUUGACUUCGAUGAGGUGAUCAGCGGUACGGGUCCGUCCGCUUUCACGAAAGCGGUGCUGGCGGAGAUGGCUAGUCGAAGCGGUGAGGAGGUUCAGUGGGAGAACUUUCACAACUUGGGGGAAUCCAAGCUUGUGGGCGGCAUCCUAGUUCUCACCGUGGAAGCCUUUGCAGCGGGACAGGGACACUCAGAGUCUGGUAAUCACAAUGCUAAGACCGCUUUGGUCAAGCAUCAUUACCAUGCGUCCGGGUGGCCGGCCACACAUCCUCGGUACAAACAUCCUGUGUACGGAGAGGUUGAAAAGUGUAACUGGGACCCCGAGUGUGUCAAACAGUGGGACGUCAACACCGCCGCAUUCGAGGCCUUGGCCCCAGAAGAGCAAGCAAAACAAAUCGCGAUAAAAGAGGCGGCUGAUGCAACGCAAAUUCCUAGUUAA
Messenger RNA from Rhinocladiella mackenziei CBS 650.93, 1152 nucleotides. RefSeq lists its product as uncharacterized. Gene Ontology annotation, biological process: protein N-linked glycosylation. The transcript has a single exon. Lineage: Eukaryota; Fungi; Ascomycota; Eurotiomycetes; Chaetothyriales; Herpotrichiellaceae. Gene Ontology annotation, molecular function: alpha-1,6-mannosyltransferase activity. The coding region runs from base 1 to 1152 and encodes 383 amino acids. The record is from RefSeq and is a predicted model, not a curated record. Gene Ontology annotation, cellular component: mannan polymerase complex.